Molecule: messenger RNA, 432 nt
Organism: Acaulospora morrowiae
Lineage: Eukaryota; Fungi; Glomeromycota; Glomeromycetes; Diversisporales; Acaulosporaceae
Source: the annotation of a GenBank genome assembly
CUAACCGAUCUGGAAUUCUCUAUUGGAGAAAUCAGUGGCCCACCGAACCAACUCGAUCAUUCACAUUUCUUUAAAGAUAAGAUUAAAAUUGCGAAAAUGUUAAAAGUUAUUAUAAAUAGGAUUGUGAAGUAUGGUGGAACGGGCAUGGAUUUGAGUUUAGUAAAGUUGUAUGGCCUACAUGUGUAUUAUAAUGAAGUAAUUGUGUACGAGAUGUCGAUUCCGUUUCGCGGAUUGUACGUUUUUUGUGAAGUUAUGCGAUCGAAAUUACCCACGAAUGAAGUUGAGAUCGGUUUGAUAUUACGAUCUGUGUCGGUGUUACUUAAAUUCAAGGAAUUGCUUGGAAAAAGUUUGGCCGACCUGAGAAAAUAUAUUCAUGAUGCGUGUACCCGUAUACCCGAUAAUAAUGAAAUGCACACCUGUUCAUUACACUAA